Molecule: messenger RNA, 1122 nt
Organism: Trichoderma breve
Lineage: Eukaryota; Fungi; Ascomycota; Sordariomycetes; Hypocreales; Hypocreaceae
Product: glycosyl hydrolases family 16 domain-containing protein
Exons: 3
Coding region: 1-1122 (373 amino acids)
Biological process (GO): carbohydrate metabolic process
Molecular function (GO): hydrolase activity, hydrolyzing O-glycosyl compounds
Source: RefSeq, a predicted model, not a curated record
AUGGCUACUGCUCCGGGAUUGGGCCUGUUGCUGGCCCUGGUGGUGGUGCUCAUGUCGGGCCUGGUGGCAGCGGACUGUGAGUGCGGAUUCCUCACGCAGCAGACCUCUGGGAAUCAAACACGGAACGGAACUAUAAAUGGAAACGAGCAACUGUUCUUUACCAACAUGAUGGAGAGCAAGUUCUUUGCGAUGCGAGACAUUUCGCGGGACGGCACGUGGAAGAGGCAGCAGUACAACGUUUCGGCGAGGGCUGGGAGAGGCGAGUAUGGCAAGUCGUUUGGUUUGGACAAUGUGUAUACGACUGCUCGUGAGGGCGACGAUACUGAUGCUACGGAGAGCGAUGGAUCGAACAACUCGGAUGGUGGUGACGGGGUUGGGCUUGUGGUGGGCAGCACUGUUUGGGAUGAGGCUAUUCCGGUGGCGGAGCUGGACUCGGCGAGGAAGGACUUGCAUUACGGCUCGUAUCGUGCGGGCAUGAAGCUGACGGCCGUCAAUGGCACCUGUGCGGCUUUUUUCUGGUACUUCAAUGACACCCAGGAGAUUGACAUGGAGUUUCUGUCGCGAGAGUUUGACCCCGUGAAGAAGAUCUAUCCCGCCAAUCUCGUGAUCCAGUCGGAAGCAUCGCGGAAGGCGGGCUAUGAUGCGUCCAAGACGGGCACCUUCAAGGUGGUCAACCUCACGUUUGACCCUACGGCUGGAUUCCACGAGUAUCGCUUCGACUACCUACCCAAUCGCGUCUUGUUCUAUGCCGAUAGCCAGCUGCUGGCCGAGAUGAAUGGAACCUCGGUGCCCUCUGGUCCUGGUCACAUCAUUCUUCAGCAUUGGAGCAACGGAAAUCCCCUGUGGUCUGGAGGCCCUCCCGAGGAGGAUGCUGUUCUCACUGUGAGCUAUGUCAAGGCCUACUUUAACUCUUCAGACUCGAAUGUUCAAUCCAGCUGGGCUGAGAGCUGCCGAAAGGCACGCAGCGACAGUUCAGACGAUAUGAGCAGUGACAGAGUGUGUACGGUUGCAGACCCAAGCGGCGGCGGAAAUGAUAAUGAGAGCGGCGCGACGUGUCUGGGCAGCAUCGGGACGAUGAUGAGAAGUGCGAUAGCGCUGGUCUUGAUGAUGACUUGCUUGUGA